Molecule: messenger RNA, 9114 nt
Organism: Chiloscyllium plagiosum (whitespotted bambooshark)
Lineage: Eukaryota; Metazoa; Chordata; Chondrichthyes; Orectolobiformes; Hemiscylliidae
Source: RefSeq, a predicted model, not a curated record
UGCAGCACACACAAAAAAAUAAAGAUUUUCCAGACGAGGUGAGCGGCAAAUACGCCGGAUAUUAUGCACCCGAGGGAGGACUGUAUGCUUGCACCAAUGUCUUAAGAUUGCAGGUCUGUUGCUAAGGCGUCGGAGCUACCCUUAAUGUACUCCUGCUUCCUUACAUUUUGGGUGUCUGUUACAGUGAAGCAUGGAUCUCCGUUAACCCAUCCCGCUGCAGUGCAGCAGCUGCAGAACUAAUUGUCACCUAGUUGAAGUGAAACCAUUCGGAGGUUAGGUGAGACCAAUUUAGCAAGUCCCCCGAGGGUAGACUUGUUGUUUUACGCUCAGCGCCGCCGGCAGCUCUCCUCGCGGGGAUGAAAGUGGAAUUAAGGUUGUAAUCGGAGGCAGGGAGUGUUCCACCACGAGAAAUCUUGGGCUCUACAGAACUGGAAAAUUGAAUAGCUCUCCAUCUGCUCCUAUUCAUAUUUUGGGAUACAUCUAUUCCUGUCCUCCAAAAUGUGCAUCAUUUUGUGAUAAAGUACCGGCAAGUGACUCUCUCACCAAUCUCAGUCAGUACUAAUCUUUAUGGGGUGUACAAGAUUGAAUCAGCUUAGGGAAAAGCCAGGAAGAAGUGGCUGCGGAACGUUUUACUGCUGUGGUGACAGUCUCCAUUUUCACAGCUGCUCAAUGCAAGGUCACUGUAACCUUCAUCUCGAAGCAAGAGAUGAAGAUUGAAAUUGAUGGACAAAAUUUCAGUAGGCUCCCUGGAGAAGGAGGAGGCAGAAGGAAAGAAAGGAGAUGAUAGGGCCAGCUCAUCAACACUAUCCUGAAGAAUAAAGAUGGACUCUGGACUGUUUUAACACAAUGAAGGGAUAUAAUGGAAGUCGUAGCCAGUCACAGCACUCGUCAGGGCACACUUGCCACUGUAUGCCUGAGGAUUGCGACUCUUCCCAUGAUUAUUUACAUCACAGUCAAGACCCUCGGCAAACUUACAUGCUUAGUCCUUCAGAUUCCUGUUCAAUGGACCAUCACUACUGCAUGUCCAGGAGUACUAUGCCCUCUGAAUAUCCUGCGGUAUCGAUGAGCAUGACUGAGCAGAUGUCCUCCAGUAGUACAUUCCCCAGGAUGCAUCAUAACCCACAGUAUGAGUCUUGUGACGACUGCAUGGCUGCCACCCACACUUCCAGCAAGAUCAAUCGGCUACCUGCCAACCUGCUGGACCAGUUUGAGAAGCAGUUGCCUCUCCAUCACGAUGGGUUCCACACACUUCAGUACCAACGGGCAAGUUCCGCUGAGCAGCGGAGUGAGAGUCCCAGCAGGAUACGACACCUGGUGCACUCUGUUCAGAAGCUUUUUGCCAAGUCUCACUCCCUGGAAGCCCCUUCAAAGGGAAAUGUGAAUGGUACAAAGAUGGAGGGAAAAGGUGGGGAAAGCCAUCAUCACCAUCAGCAUCACCACCAGCACCACCACCAAUCUAGGUCAACGAAGAGGAGCAAAAGCAAGGAACGCAAAUCUGAAUCUAAGCACAGAGCGAAGAUCACAGGAUGGUGGAGCUCAGACGACAACCUCGACAGUGACAGCAGUUACAUGAUGGCCACUGGGGCCAGUAGGCACUCUAUGGAACAGGCCUCCCAAUACUGUACAGAACCCAUCGAAAGUGCCUGCAGAGAUCUGACCCUGAAGAGUUUAAAAAGCAGCAGUGAAGGGAAAUGUUCAGCCUGUGCAGCUAUGCCAAUGUUGACUGAUUCACAACAUAUGAAAAGAAGUAUGUGGUCCACCAUGACGGUAAACCAGGCCAGAGAGGCCUAUCCUAGCUCGGGUCUGGGCCAUGACAAACCUUUAAUGCUGCAGGACAAGGCACAGGAGAGGGCUUACCAUUAUCUUCAGGUGCCCCAGGAUGAAUGGGGUGGUGGGUAUCCGGGAGUGAACAAAGACGGUGAAAUUCCUUGUCGGAGAAUGCGCAGUGGCAGCUACAUCAAAGCAAUGGGCGAUGAUGAAAGUGGAGACUCUGAUGCAAGCCCAAAGAUGUCACCCAAAGGAGCUUCUCGGCAUGAGAACUAUCCGAAAUUGUUAGGUGCAGGAGGCAGCAGUGAGCCGAGUCGCUCAAAAUUCAACUGUAAGCACUGCUCUGAUCCAUACAUUUGCAGCCACUCCUAUCUGCAAGGACAAACUACAAUGAACUACAGUCUGGAUAAUCUGCACCGGUCUAGUCUCCGUACUCCGCCGAAGCUUCUACCCAGGAGUCAAGGUUACAAUCGACUGCUCAGUGCCAACAAUCAGAUUGGUGAGGCUGAUCAGAACAGACAGUUCGAGGUGGUGUGUGAGUCAGUCUUUGGAGAAAUGGAAUCCCAAGCUGUGGAGGCUCUCGACCUGCCUGGCUGUUUCCGAAUGCGAAGUCACAGCUAUCUGCGAGCCAUUCAAGCUGGAUGCUCACAGGAUGAUGACUGCCUGUCUGUGUUUUCUAUGUCAGCACCCAUGAUGCCUGCCACGAGUGUCGGUGCUAUUAAAUCCAGCACUUCAUUUAAUUACAAGAAAGCUCCUCCAAUUCCUCCUCGGAUGGCCACAAAGCCAAUCAUCUCAGUGACAGCCCAGAGCAGCACAGAGUCAACCCAGGAUGCAUACCUGCAGAAUGAGGUCCAUCGGUCAACCUCCUGGUCAAAAGAUCUUAAAUCCCAGUGCAAUUCAACAGAUAGUAUUGACAGUGGCAAAGCACUGCACCUGGCACUGGAGUCACGUGCCCCAAGUCGUUCUUCAAUAAAGAGCUCCGAUGGAACUGGAAUGAGUAAAGGCAUUCUGAAUCGUGAAGAACCAAAGCUACAGCCACGCCAAAGAAAGUGGCGUUCAUCUGUUGGGAUACAGGUGGAUAGUUCAGAGACUAUGACUGAUUCUGACACAGAUAGUAAAGGCCUUCGGGAGUUCCAUUCUAUUGGAGUACAGGUUGAAGAUAAUAAACGGCAUGCCAGAUUUAAGCGUUCAAACAGUGUGACAACGAGUGUUCAGGCAGACCUUGAAUUGGAGGGUAUUCCUGGCCUGUGUGUGAGCACAGAGGACAAGGGAUUUCAGUUUGGCCAAUCAUUCGAGCGGCAUUCCUCAGAGCCAGAGCAUUCCAAUGAGUACACUUCAUUCAGAACUGUUCACACACAAGGACAAUGGGCGUACAAGGAGGAUUACCGAAUGCGCUAUGAUAGUGCAGACGCCCAGCGCCAGGACCACUGGGGAGAGGCCAGUGUUCACAGCCUCCCAGAUCCUGGCAGAAUAUCUCCAUGCCACAGAGACGGUGACUGGUUUAUCAAGUUACUGCAGGCAGAAGUGGAACGAUUAGAAGGAUGGUGUCAGCAGAUGGAGAGAGAAGCUGAGGAAAAUGACCUACCUGAAGAGGUACUUGAGAAGAUUCGCAGCGCAGUAGGCAGUGCCCAGCUUCUCAUGUCACAGAAGUUCCAGCAGUUUUACCGACUAUGUCAGCAGAAUAUGGAUCCAAAUGCUUUUCCUUUGCCUACGUCCCAGGAUCUUGCAGGGUUCUGGGAUCUCUUGCAGCUGUCGGUUGAGGAUGUGACUUUGAAGUUUGAUGAACUUUUGCAGAUAAAAGCGAAUAAUUGGAAAUUGCUAGAGGCUUCAGACAGAAAGGAUGAAAUGAAGAUCCCCCCUCCUAUACCAAAGAAACCGUCGAAGGGAAGGUUACCUGCGGCGCGGGAGAAGUCAUUGGAACUUGCUGACAGACACAGGCAAGAAGCAAGAAAACGACUAAUGGCUGCCAAGCGAGCAGCUUCAUAUCGACAAAACUCUGCCACGGAAAGUGCAGAUAGCAUCGAAAUCUACAUCCCAGAAGCCCAGACGAGGCUUUGAAAUUGCACAGUGCCAUUUGGCAGGAACAUUGUCUUUAACUUCAACUUUACUUCUUAUGUACAAGGGAUGACAAAGCCAGACCAAGGGCAUAUUUGAAUCCUGCUGUCUGGUCUCAGCGGUAGCAAGCAUUAACAUUCCUCUUGUGUUCUUUUAUGUUGUCAUGGUGGACCAAUUAUAUUUUCUUCAUUUUUAAAUGAAGCUGCAGUCUAAUAUAUUUUGUGCACAAGUUCUUUAUAAUGCAUCUGAGUAAAAGAACAACAUGAAGAGAGUUCUGGUCUGACUGAAGAAGCAUGUAGCUGGAAGCAGCCCGCUGUCAUUUGUACUUAUUUUUUAACUUUUGUUUCAUUAGGAAACUGCAGUUCACCAGGACAAAAUGCUGGACCUCUGAGUCAGUGAAAGUUUCAUCCUUCAAUUUCACUGGAAUUAUCUUUCCACUCUGAUACUUACCAGUGGCUUAUUCUUGACGUGAUACAUUUUACUGAGACAUCGUGAUUGUCGCAGAAUUUGUCACUGGUCUUAGAGAGUAGUUUUUUUUUAAAAAAAAGAGAAUAAGAUUUACACAUAAAACUGUGAGAAUUCCAAAAAUCUGAAACUGCAAGGGAAAUGGUCCAGAAAGUGCUGAGUUCAGUCAGAAUUUAAAAUUAUUCGACUACCCAGCAAUUUCAAGUUGUUCAUGACAAUGACCCUUUGGUACUGGCAAUUGGGCGGCACAAUUAAGUAUCCCUUUCCUAUGGGGACGUGGAUGCAGCCCAGCUGAACAGGAUGAAACACUCCCCUCAACAUCCCCAAUCUGUCCUUCUGUACAAAAGAAUGUGGUAUUACUGACACAAAUACACAAGCAGAACAACAGAAGUGCCAAAUGUACAAAGUAUCUCCUCUGUCUCUGUCCCUGUCUCUCUCUCUCUCUCUUUCAGUAUGUCUGUCUUUCUCUAUGUCUGAAUUGGCUAUAGGAAGCCUGUGUAGAAUAAGUUUUAUAUAGCUUAAUUGGGUUUUCAAGUAAGCAGGACCCACAAUACAAAACCUUGCCCAUACCAUGGCACUCACAGCUGCUUAAGUAGAAUUCCAAGUUGGUGUGAAAAGGAAAACAUUGCUGCAGUGCGUCUGGGCAUGCCCUUCAGAGAUCACAAUUCGGGCAAGUUGUUGGAAGGAUAUAGAGGGAGGCUUGUGUCACAACUUCCUGUUUCUGUAUUUAACCCGGGGACUUAAUAAUGCUGACAGUGAAUGGAUACGAAGAAGGAAUAUAUUCACUUCUGUAACAUUGGCUAUUGCUCAUCAUGAGUGCAUAAAUCAACAAUAACUAAUGUCACUUUUGAAAAAUAUUAUCACCCCCAAAUUUGCAGGUGACACUGAACAGGACGCUGGACAGCGGCACUGAGAAUUAAAACUAAAGGAUUGUUGCUUUGUACUGUACUAAAAUUGGGAAAAGGAAGCAUACCAAAAGGCAUUGGGAAAAAUGAUUGAGUGCAAGGGCUUAAACCAUGAAAGAACUGGCCAAAGAUUCAGACUGCUGAAGGAACAAUGUAUUGAUGGGAACUGGUGGCAAGCACCCUUGCACCUAAAGAGAUUGUAAAAAUGUUUUAAGUUGUGUUUGCAUGGUAAGAUAAUUCUGACUUGCUGGGAUGCAUUAAUCAGGAAAGAUGUGUAAUAUGCAAUAUAUAAUGGCAAGAUGAAUGGACUACAUUCUAUGGGAAUGAAUGCACGGUAUUUGGUGAGCUUACAAUAACAAGUGGAUUAUGAUAUUAAACAGCAUGGUAAGCAGGUUGCAUUCAUACAUUGUAAAUUCCAAUUCUGGACGGCAAGUCAUGGGAGGGGUGGCAGCAGAGAAUUUGCAGGGGUCCUUAUCACCGAGACUGCUAUAAUUUUAAUGGGAUAAUAUUCCUACUUGGUGGUUAUCACUGGGACAAAGAUUCGUAUUGGUGAAAUUGAUUUAUAUUUAAAAAUUCAGAGAAUAGAGCAAGUCUUGUCGUAUUAGAGACCAACAUUUGAUUUUUUUCUCUUCUGAUUGCUGUUUUUGUACAUCUAAAGUUGGCACUGGCCAAUAUAUAUAGUAUAUAAAAAAUUCUGCCAAUACAGAGUCUUUGAACAUUUCUUACUUAUAUGUACAGUAGAGGUAUGCUUGACAGAUCUUAUUGCAGGUUUGUUUUCAAAUGUACCCAGUUAAAUGCCAUCAUAUCCUUGGAUUAUUUAUGCAUUAGUUGCUGACAAAGUAAGUUAAUAACUGAGUUACAAACAGCAUGUGUUGCGAAUACUUGAGUAGCAUCUGUGGAGAGCAAAACUAAAAGUUUCAGAUCAAUAACCUUUCAGCUGACCAUACCUGGAAUUUUUAUAAUUCCAUUUCUCUUUCUGAAGAUGCUACUUCAACUUAUGAAGUUUUCCAGCAUUCUCUUUUUCUUCUAGAUUUCCAAUAUUUGCAGUAUUUGACUUCAGUAGUGGUGUUUCCCCGUUUUAAAUCUGUAUGAAUAUUCCAAAUUUUGUUCAGCUCCCUACUGCCAAUUUACUGACUGCCUUGGAGCCUGGAGAAAUAUAAAAUGUGGUCUUUUUACAAAGAGGCUGGAGAAAUAUGUUGAACUACAAAUAGAAAGUGCAGAAAAUAUUCCGCAUGUCUCACUGAACUUGUGGAGAGAGAAAGAGUUGAUUUUUAUGGUCAGUGGCCUUUUAUCGGAACUGGAAUAAUAACUGGUGUUUAGUAAGUGCGAAGGCAGGGAAAGGGGAAAGAGUGGAAAGAAUAUCAGGGAAGGUCUCUCUAGGAUGGAGGCAGGCGAAAUUGAAAUGCAAUUAUCUCAAGACCAAAGUUGAUGGUAUUGGGUCAAAUAAAGAAAGAAAAGCUGGGAUGAGCAGAGUUGCAAAUAGGAAUGCCAGAACCAUCACCAGUAGUUGCCAUGAAAAUAACACAGGGCCAGUGGUUAUGAUUGGAAAUUGCUAAACGGUGUUGAGCCCGAAAGCUGUGAAGUGUCUCAUUGAAAGAUGGGGAGCUAUUCUUCCUGCUUAUGUUGCUCUUCAUUGAACAGUGUAUGCAGCUAAGAACAAUGAGAUCACAGUGGGAGUGAAGCAGAGAAUUAAAAUAACAGAUAACAAUAAACUCAUGGCCAUGCUUGCAGAUUCAAACUGGGUUUCUCAAAGUACUCAAUCUGUAUUUGAUAUCCUCAUUGCAAUAAAGCCUGCAUUAUGUGCAAUGAGUACUGGAUAUUACAUUGAAAGAAAUACAAGUAAUUUGCUGCUUCACCAGGAAGGUGUGUUCGAGGUGUUUGGAUGAUGGAUAGAGCAGAGGUAAAAGGGCAGGUGUUUCAAAUUGCAAGCAAGUACUAUUGAAAAGGGAAGAUAUGUUGUAUAUAAUUGGAGAAUGGAACAUUGGAGUGGAAGAAAUGGUCCUUAUUGAAUGCUGAGAGGGAGUGCAGGAUGAUAGUUGGUAGCAACAUUACAUUGGAGCUAGUGAAAGGUGAUCCAUUGAAGUGCGUGCUGCUGGGUUGCAAGGUGAGGACAAGGAGAACUCAUUCUUGGAUCUGAGAGGGAGGGGAAGGGACGAGGAUAUGGAACGGACAUGGUUGAGGACCGUAUUAACCUUAGUGAGCAGAACCUUUGGAUGAGGACCUAUCAGCAGUAGUAUAGAAGCUGGUAUUUUCAAAACAUAUGACAGAGAAACUUACAAACUUGUAUAGAGUCCUUAUUGAAGUCAAGUGUGAGGAAUUGCUGGAAAGGUAACUACCGGAAUAAGUUAUCUUAUGAUCAAUAUUUGGCAAUAGCCUAUCCUUGCAGAUGGAGAUAGACAAGUCAAGGAAGGGAAGGGAAGAGUCAGAGAUGACUCAUUUGAUGAUGAGUCAGACAAAAAAAUUAGAUUAAAAAAAAUUGCAUUUUGCAGCAACUUUCAUUUGGAGGAAGUGAAAACAUCCAAAUGAAAAUCUGUAAAAUGUGAACAAAAAUCUCAGCCAGCAGGAGACUGAUGAUAGGUGGUACUGAACGAAACCCCGGGAAGAAGUGGAGAAUUCUUAAAAUGCCCUUAUGGGAGAUGAAUGUUUAAAGAGUUGGGCAUCUAUGGUAAAAAGAAGAUGGUAGGGACAGUCGGUUCUGAUAUAACAUGAUAGUUCUGUUCUCGUGCGAUCUUGCUUUAUAACAAAAUCACGCAAUAGCCAUGUCAUUUAAACUAAUGGGGCCAGAAUCAUGCUAUAGUCAUUACAGGUAAGGAAAGUUCGUGUUCAACAAAUAAUGAUCGAAAUUCUUCAAUCACGUUAAAGAAACAUGUGUUAUCGCAAAACCGACUGUACUUUGAGAGUAGAAAUUGUGAAAGAGCCCCAGGGCAUGGGGAGGAGUUGCAGAUAUUGGACAAGAGGAGAUCAAAUAAAAUCAAGGAAGUAAGAAGUCAGUUCAAUGAGGGAAUGAAUAGGCCGAUACAAUGACCAUUACAGCAAUCCUAUUAGUGAAACGUUUAGAAGCAGACUCUUCCUUGGGAAUCUAUAAGCUUGGAGGCAGUGGAGAGGUGUUAAAAUCAAUUGGAAAAGAAGACUUGAGUUUGGAAGAAGGUAGGAGAGGUAUCAGACAGUUGACAUUCAGCCUCUGUUAAAUAGAAGCCAGUAGGCCAAGUACCUGUGCCACAUUUGUCAGCAAGUGGGAUGGUGAUACUAGGAACGAACCUGAGAGAGUAGAGUGCUGUGAGUUGUAGCUUAGAGAGAAGGAGGGGGAGCAUAAAAGUUGAGAUGUGCUCAAAACAUCAGUUCUUAAUCUCACUAGACUUGUGAGGCCUGAAUGAGGGAUCCAAUUAGAAUGAAGUAUCUGAAGAUAGGAGAAAAGGUACUUUGGAUGUGGAGAAGAUUCCUGGCCAUCUAAGUAAGCACAGAGGCAAAGAUGGUGGACGAAGACCUCAAGUGUUGCGCCACAUUCAAAUAGCAGUGUGAUAGAAUCAUAAUUGGAUUAAGCUCUGGACUGAUUGUUUGAUGACAACAGAAGGCAACUUCAGACUGGGUGGUGAAAUUUCAAAACAGAUGCAAUUGGAAAAAGCAAUCAGAGGGACAUUAGCAUGAGAUGUUAAAACAUUGAUCUUUAUACCAGAAUGAAAGAACAUAGUACUUUUAGUUAAAACACCAGAUGAAAAGUAUAAACAUUGAUCUGUGAACCAGAAUGCCUCUAAGUAGAGUGAGUUGGUAUUGAUAGAGAAUUGUGGGCAUGCAUGGGAUGGUGCAUGGAAUUGAGCAUUGCCCUCAGGAGGCAGCAAGAGCAAUGGUGGGAAUUAGAUUAGAUUAGAUUACUUACAGUGUGGAAACAGACCCUUCAGCCCAACACUGACCCGCCGAAGCGCAA